AUGGAUACCAUCUUAGUCUUCAGCCUAAUGAUUGCGUCCUAUGAUUCCAACAAGAAUGACCUCAGAAAGAGCAGCUGCCAAGUGGAACAGCUGCCCAGCUUCUUCUCAGAGGAUGUGAGGAGCAACAAGGAUUUGGUAAUAAGAGUUCCUCUAGAAAUUCACACAGAUAUCAAGGGGACCCCAUUCAUCCGAAAUCAGACUAUAGCUACCCUGUGGUGCCUUGGCUCUGGGAGGAGAGUGACAGUCCACCUCGUGUAUUCAGAGAGAAGGCCAAAGGUCAAGUACAUUCUGAAGAACCCACCAGUCAUUACUGAGCUUCCUAGAAACAGCACUGCUUCCCCAAGCUGUCACCUCAGGCCCACCUCCCAGUUUCAGAAUGGAUCCCUUCUAACAGCUUUUUUACCAGGAAUCUCGCAAUGCACGGUCUACCCAGCGAAGGACAGCUCUGCUUCAUCAGAGAUGGUGCCCCCCACUACUCCUAGAAGUAAAGGAGAGGAAGCCACAAGCACUGGGGUAUUUCCCAUCCCUUUAACAAAAGACAUAGGCAUGUCCUUAAAGAGGAGGCGGAAAUGGAGUCUUGUAGUCAAAGCUCUGAUUGCUGCUACUCUGCUGCUCAGUGGGGCUGCUAUUAUAGUGUUUGUUAUCUUUGAAGUCCCUUGCCCGAGUCAAUGCCUACGAGUCAGGCAGCUGUGCCAAUGCCAAUGGUUAUGGAGGAGGGAAAGGAAGGAAGAAGACCAGCAACCUGGGACAACUGAGUCCCAGUUGGACUCUCAGCCUGAGAAGGUGAGACACGAUGUUCCUAACUCUUCAGACUCAAAGAAAACGGCAGGCAUCACUGUAAUCCACCAGACAUACUUCUGAACUCUGCUUCACCCGACUCUGAACACAAGCGCUGUCUUCUAUACCCGUGUAUUAUUGCGAAUCAAUACGGGAUGAUGCUGGAAGCUCUCACACUCACAUCUUCACGGGGACAUUAUAAUCAAACGGAAUGCCAGGACAGUAAAGGAAGAGCCUGGGCUGAGCAUAGCUACCUUCAUGUGCUGCAACUGACACAGCCAUAUGCCUCCGUGAUUCUCUUGGCACAUUCAUAAAUGGGUUAUCUUUCCCUCCCAGCAAAUGAAGGUAAAGUCCCUGCCUCCAAGUGUUACGGAUGGACCUUGCUGCUUUCUCGGAUGAGAGACGAACACAGCUUCCCAAGGCCUGGAGCUGACAGAGCGGCUCCUGCAUCCCAGCUCCUCUCGGCCUCCCAGCUUUCCUCAUGCUCAUUGGCUGUCAUCCACCUUCCACUAGGGCACCUCCACUCCCGGGGCUUCUAAGUUAGGAUUUAGCUUCUGUUGCUACACAUAGUAAUCAACAACCUGGUAAAGGGAACUCAGCCGUAGGCAUCUGAAGGCCCUUCUUAACAAGUCAUUCCUAAAGGGUUUCAGAACAGCAGAAAUAUAGCUUCCAAUGAAAAUCUGAAGGUUCAGAACUCCUAAAGUA
This is a messenger RNA of Mastomys coucha (southern multimammate mouse), 1482 nucleotides long. RefSeq names its product chromosome unknown C17orf78 homolog (gene CUNH17orf78). NCBI's taxonomy places the organism in Eukaryota, Metazoa, Chordata, Mammalia, Rodentia, Muridae. The transcript has 7 exons. The coding region runs from base 1 to 861 and encodes 286 amino acids. The record is from RefSeq and is a predicted model, not a curated record.